Molecule: messenger RNA, 1403 nt
Organism: Danio rerio (zebrafish)
Lineage: Eukaryota; Metazoa; Chordata; Actinopteri; Cypriniformes; Danionidae
Gene: srsf7a
Product: serine and arginine rich splicing factor 7a
Cellular component (GO): nucleus
Molecular function (GO): RNA binding; nucleic acid binding; zinc ion binding
Source: RefSeq, marked provisional
GCUCGAUCAGCAGCUGACGGGUGACGCUUCCGGGACAAGAACGCAAGUAGCAUGAGAUAAGAGAAUCGCCGUUUCCUCCUUUCAGCCAAGGUUUGGUUGAAGCGCCUUUAAUCAACCGGAAGAAGAAGACGUUCACGCGCCCUCACACGGAACCGAGGACGUCGAGUCACACAGUGCAAGAUGUCAUACUCAUCCCGGAGUUCCUCUCGCACCUCUGACUGUAAGGUCUAUGUGGGUGACCUUGGUAAUGGUGCAGCCAAAGGUGAGCUGGAACGAGCCUUCAGUUACUACGGGCCAUUAAGGAGUGUAUGGGUCGCCCGGAACCCUCCAGGUUUCGCCUUCGUAGAGUAUGAGGAUGCCAGAGAUGCAGAGGAUGCCGUAAAGGGGAUGGAUGGAAAGGUGCUUUGUGGAGCCCGUGUCAGAGUUGAGCUGUCUAAUGGUAUGUCCAGAAAGUCCCGUUAUGGCCGUCCCAGCCGCAGGCAAUUUGACCCCAAUGACCGCUGUUACCAGUGUGGGGAGACAGGUCAUUAUGCCUACGACUGCUAUCGUUUCAGCAAGAGGCGAAGCAGACGCAGCAGGUCAGGAUCUCGUUCCCGGUCCAGAUCUCGUGGUCGCCGCUACCGCUCUCGUAGUCGUAGCAAUGAAAGGAGGUACCGUUCACCUUCAUACUCGAAACGCAGAAGCAGGUCAGGAUCCCCAGGCCGCUCCAGAUCCAGAAGCCCUGGUGGCCGGUCACGUUCACCUGUACGCCGGUCAAAGAGCCCUGUUCGAAGGUCCAGAUCCAGGACACCUCUUCAUAGAGACAGUCGUUCUCGCUCCCGUUCACGGUCUGGUUCCAGGCAGAGGGAUCGCAGUGUCUCCAGAUCUCGCUCUCGAUCUCGUUCGAUCAGUCACAAGAAAGACAGUCAUUCCAGGUCUGCCAGCCCAAGGAGAAGUCCAACACCGGAUGCUGACUGAUCUGAAUACUGAUGCUUCACCCCCAUUCCCCACCUUUGCCUCAGGGCUGAAAUACAUUUUAUCUUCCCCAUGAGUUCAAUACUGGUUCUAUUGUAGCUGCAAAGCUUUUUUUUUUUUUUCUCGUUCUUCUCCCUUCCCAGAAUUCAGUGACACCUCCUCCCACCUUGUAAAAACAUCACUGUCAUCUCAAGCAGCUCAUGCAUAUUUUCCCUUUUAUCCCCCCUUCCCUUUGAAUUAUUUUUUAAGAGCUCAAUUAUUUUAAUUUUCAGUGUUGAGCCAGUGUCCUGUGGUCAGUGAUUUGUGGGUAAGGUGGUGAAUGAGCUAUGUUGUGAUUUAGUCAGUGUAUUAUAUGAACUGAGUACGCUGUGAUUUGUUUGUUUGUAGAAGGUUUUUUUUUUGGCAUUGAAAAUGGCAAUGAUCUUUUUAAUAAAGCUUUACAAAUCCAA